GAACUUUUCUGCCGCCGUGCCUUUCUGUUGCAGGGUGAAUUGCAUGCAACUGGUCCCGGUUCUGUUACUGAUUGAUUUGGUUGAGAUUGUGUUUUAGAAGCUCUGGGGAUUCUGAUUUGGGUCUCAGUUGCUUGGAGUCGAUUUCGGUCGUUGCGAACGGUGUUAUUCUCCCCCGUCUGGGUACAUUGCUCACAACAUGGCGCAACUCGCCGUGGGCACGCUGUUGCGUUGCCAGAAUACACGCACUCUCGGUCAGAGCAUUGGCUCUUGCACACAGAAGCGCACUUAUUCAAACAAGGUGCCCCAAUUCCAGAAGACCGAUUCGAACAAGAAGCUAUUCUCCGGGCUGCAGCGAUUUCGCAAUGAGGUGUUCAUCCCGCUCAACCUGUCGCAGCAGCAGAAGCUCCUGAUCUACCGGAAGAAACACCAGGCGACGUUGAAGGAGAACCCGGUGACGGUGACGGUGGGCGAGAAGGACGAGUACCGGCUGCGGCCGAUGGACUACACGGCGCAGCCGCGGAACACGGAAGCCAACCGGCUGAUCCACAUGAUGGAGACGUCGGCGGACUGGCAGAACCUGCGGCCGUUCCUGACGGCGCUGCACCACGUGAACCGCAAGCUGAACCUGGAGAUGGUGGUGCGGCGCGCGGGCAUGCACGACGCGCUGGGCGCCGUGCUCGAGACCGCCAAGGCCAAGGACUCGGGUUUCUCCCUCAAGUCGCCCAGCCUGGUGCAGAAGAUCUUCUUCGAGCUGCACCUGCGCGCCCAGCAGGCCGAGUUCAAGGGCCGCGACGUCGACCGCAUGCUCCGCCUCGGCGAGCAGUUCAUCAACCUCAUGGCCCUCCCCAGGCACGAAAACCCCUCCCCGGCCUCCGACGCCAAGCGCCGCCCCGCUGUCGUCGGCGUCAUGCUCGAGUUGAGCGCCGCCCGCGCCCUGCACAAGUUCGCCGGCAAGGACGAGGACCAUCUCGUUCACGACUACAGUCAUCGUCUGCUGGCUUGCAUGCGCCACUUGAAGCUUGAUAUGAAGGCCUCAAAUCUCUCACUUCCUAAAGGCAUUGCCCAAGCUGUACCUCUGGACAAACUUGAGAAAAUCCGGGAACGGAAAUACCUUACUGUCGACAGGCAGUUGGAGCAGAAUGUCCCCAUCUACCACGCCCUUCAGCUUGCCCGAAAGGUGGCCAUCGAUCCCGAACUCAGCAAGGCUCUGGAGGAACAAGCGAACAGAUUGGACAAGUGGAUUCAAAUCCAGAAGGAUGCUGCUCCCGAGAAAAUCAAGGCUAGCCCGACGCGGGGCUAUCAACAAAGUCUAAAGUAUCAUGGAAUCGAGGAUCAGUUGUCAUGAUUGAUCUGCCGCCUUCCUGUCUACGCCCUUUUUUUUUGUACAUUACCAUGAUUUCCUCAGAAUCUGUUUGGAGCUACAUCUUUUAUUUGAAAAUAAAUGCAUAUCCUUUUCUCCAAUUCAUCGACAUAACGCGCCUAGCUACGCUUGAGGUUCCAGAAGAUUUCAGCAGGAUGCCGUGCAACAGUCAUUCUGUAGUCCCCGGAGCAGAGUUUAGAAUCAAGAUACACAGAGAGAGAUGAGAAACACAAUGAGACGGGUUAUUCCCUUAAUUCAACGCAGAACGCUCAUCAUUCGCUCGAGAGGUAUUUCAGGCACAGAGCUCCAAGGUGUUGUCAUGGCGCAAGCGAGCUUGCACCGGUAGCACCGUCUUUCCAGAGACGACAGAAGGGCCGGCUACAGAAAUCUAAGGAGUAUGUGAGCUGAAUGCGUCGGUGAAAGAAAUGCGUGCAGAUUUG
Messenger RNA from Aspergillus homomorphus CBS 101889, 1800 nucleotides. RefSeq lists its product as uncharacterized. Bases 197 to 1345 code for a protein of 382 amino acids. The transcript is spliced from 2 exons. The record is from RefSeq and is a predicted model, not a curated record. NCBI's taxonomy places the organism in Eukaryota, Fungi, Ascomycota, Eurotiomycetes, Eurotiales, Aspergillaceae.